Cotesia congregata is the source of this 5602-nucleotide messenger RNA. Lineage: Eukaryota; Metazoa; Arthropoda; Insecta; Hymenoptera; Braconidae. The record is from the annotation of a GenBank genome assembly.
UUGAACGAAAUCUGGCCGUUUAAAAUGGGUCAAAAUCGCCCCCAAAGGAGUCGGUUACAAAAAUACAAACAAACAAACAUACAGGGCGCCAAAGUAUGGAUUCAGCAUCCAGAAAAAAUAUGGGAAGGUGCAAUACUAUUAGACGACUACAAAUCGACCGACACAAGCAUAAAACUGCAAAUAGAUGACACUCGAGAGCAGCGUGUAGUAGAAGUUAAAACCGACAAGGAACUUCCACCACUUCGGAACCCAGAUAUACUGAUAGGAGAAAACAACCUGACAUCACUUUCUUUUCUCCAUGAGCCAGCAGUCCUCUAUAACUUACAAGUCCGUUUCCAGCGACGAUGCAUUUACACCUACUGCGGGAUUGUCCUCGUGGCUUUUAACCCCUACGACGAGCUUCCAAUUUACGGCAAUGACACAAUUUGGGCGUACCGCGGUCAAGCGAUGGGAGACCUCGAGCCCCAUAUCUUCGCAGUGGCCGAAGAAGCGUACACCAAAUUGGAGCGUGAGCUCCACGACCAAUCAAUCAUCGUCUCCGGAGAGUCAGGAGCUGGUAAAACGGUGUCUGCUAAAUAUGCCAUGCGUUACUUUGCAACAGUGGGUGGCUCAUCUACCGAGACGCAAAUUGAGAAGAAAGUCCUCGCGUCCUCGCCGCUGAUGGAGGCAUUUGGCAACGCCAAGACCACGAGAAACGACAACUCCUCCAGGUUUGGAAAAUUUAUAGAAAUACAAUUUAACAAAAAUUACCACAUUACAGGCGCAAGCAUCCGUACGUACUUGUUAGAAAAGUCACGUGUUGUUUUCCAAGCACACCAAGAACGUAAUUACCACAUAUUUUAUCAACUGUGCGCCGCAGCGACGUCUCCUCCCCAAGCCAGUCCUUCAGACGUCUCAGCGAGGCUGAAGAACCUACAAUUGGACAAGGGAAGCAGUUUCCACUACCUAAAUCAGGGUAAUUGCUUUACAAUCGACAACUUGGACGAUUCGCGCACCUUCCAAGACACUUUAUCAGCAAUGACCCGUCUGGGGUUUGAGUCUAAGCAACAAGAAGAAGUAUUCAAAAUUCUAGCCGCUAUUUUACAUCUAGGAAACGUCGAAAUAGUCCAGGAUUCCCGCGCGUCUGAAGGUGGGGACAGUGAAGCCUGCAUGAUAGCCUCUGGAGACAGACACCUGACCAUUCUGGCCCAGCUGAUGGGUAUAGACCCCUCCGGUAUGCGCAAAUGGCUCUGUCAUCGCAAGAUCGUGUCAAUGAGAGACGUAAUUCUGAAGCCUAUGAACGUCGAGCAGGCAAUCGGAGCUCGGGACGCUUUGGCCAAACACAUCUACGCCGAGUUGUUCAACUUUAUUGUCCAUGGGAUAAAUGAGUCGCUGCGUAGCAAAGUAAAGGCUUCUUUGUCUUUCAUCGGCGUGCUGGAUAUUUACGGGUUUGAAACCUUUGAAAUAAAUUCCUUCGAGCAAUUCUGCAUAAACUACGCCAACGAGAAGCUUCAGCAGCAAUUUAACCAGCAUGUGUUCAAACUUGAACAAGAGGAGUACUUGAAGGAAGAAAUUGAAUGGACUUUUAUAGAUUUUUACGACAAUCAGCCGUGUAUAGAUUUAAUAGAAACCAAGCUAGGUAUUUUGGACUUGCUAGAUGAAGAGUGUCGUAUGCCACGAGGCUCUGAUGACUCCUGGGCCGAGAAACUUUACUCUAAAUGCGUUAAAUCUAAGCACUUUGAGCGACCACGCUUCGGGACCAAUGCAUUUCUGAUUCAUCACUUCGCAGACCUGGUUGAGUAUUCGACGAUUGGCUUUUUGGACAAAAACCGUGACACUGUUAUGGAAGAACAGAUCGACGUGUUACGUUCAAGCGACAAUAAACUACUGAAACAGCUGUUUAAUGAUGACCCUCCAAAAUUGUCAGUCCCCAGUGGUCAAUCUAAAAUAAAAAUAUCCGCCCAAAAGCCUUUGGCAAACGCCGCGCCUAAGCAAAACAAAAAAACAGUCGGCUCGCAGUUCCGAGACUCGUUGAACAUGCUGAUGUCGACGCUCAACGCAACGACUCCUCACUAUGUUCGUUGUAUCAAGCCCAAUGAUUCCAAAGAGUCCUUCGAGUAUGAUGCGCAGCGCGCGAUACAACAAUUACGAGCUUGCGGAGUUUUGGAAACAAUUAGAAUUUCAGCAGCGGGUUUUCCCAGCCAGAGGACCUACGCAGACUUUUUCUCGCGGUACAGAUGCCUGUGUCCGUUCAAAGAGAUCCUGAGAGAGGAUUUAAAGGAAACAUGUCGGCGUAUUUUGAAGUAUUAUAUAAAAGACGAGGAUAAAUUUAAAUUCGGUAAGACUAAAGUACUUUUCAGAGCCGGACAGGUUGCUUAUUUGGAAAAACUGAGAAGUGAGAAGCAAAAAGACGCCUGCAGGAUGAUACAGAAGCGUGUCAGAGGUUUUAUAAUCCGCAGACGCUACCAGGAGAUUAGAAAAGCUGUGCUGGGACUGCAGCGACACGCCAGAGGAUACUUGGCACGUGUUAAGGCCCAGAGAAUUAGACGUGAGCGCGCUGCGGUGAAGAUACAAACUAGUAUUCGUGGGUGGGUCGCUCGUACAAGGUACCUCAGAGUCAGACGGACGAUAAUUAGCCUCCAAAGGUACGCGCGUGGAUUACUUGCGCGAAAAAAGUAUGCGAUUAUGAAGGACAACGCAGCUGCGACGACGAUCCAGAGAUUUGCCCGUGGGUAUCUAGUUCGUGCUGCAGUCAAGCAGAAAAUUAAUAAUAUUAUUAUUGUACAGUGCUGUGUGCGCAAGUACUUGGCUCGGAGAAUCUUCAGAAGACUCAAGGCCGAAGCCAAGAGCGUCGAACAUGUAAAGACUCUGAACAAGGGCCUGGAGAAGAAGAUCAUAUCGAUGCAGCACAGAAUAAACGAGAUCUUGAAAGAGAACCAGGCUUUGCGUGUGGUUCAGACCGAGGUUGUGGAUUUAAAGGUUAAGCUGGAGGCUAUGAAGGCUGUCGAGUUGGAGAACAAGAAACUUGUGGGUGUACUCGUCGAGAAGGAUCGUGAGUUGGAGCUGAUGGCAGAGACGGUAAAGCGCGAGCAAGAUGAAAAGAUGGAUCUUUUGUUGGAGCGUGAGAAGCUGAUCAAGGAGAAGGAGGACGAGAACAAGCGGCUGAGUGAAGAGACCGAGAGGUUGAAGAGAGAGUUGGCGGUAGCCAGCGAGAAGCUCAAGAUUGACCAACGUGGAGCUGAGGAGAAUCUCAAACAUCGGUUGGAGCAGGAGAAAGACCUGCUGCUCAUGGAUCACGAUCAAGACCGUGGAGCCUACCAGAGGCUGCUUAAAGACUACCAGGACUUGGAAGAACAUGUUGAAGUCCUGGAGCGCAAGCUGGCGUUGCACGCUCCUGGAGAAGGUCACUCUAGGUCCCUCAGCAACGCUUCCAGCGGCAGUGUAGGUCAGGCUGCCUCUACUGAUGUUCCGGAGGAAAAUAUUGACUUUGGCUACGGCUCGGUCAGAUCUACCGUGUCUUCGACGGCUUACUCGAGGGUGGAGACCAUCGACUGGCACCAGAGACGCUCUGAAAGCCCACCUGAUGGUGAAGCUCAGCCAAGCAAGCCAGUUGAGAAUGGCAAUGGCGGCCUGGUGGCUGCUCCAGUUGACAUAGGGCUGGUGUUGAAGCUCCAGCAGAAGCUCAAGGACGUCGAGAGCUCUUAUGGCCGGCUGGUCAGGACCAUGGAGGACUUGGAGCGUGACAGUGGGGAAGAUGCUCUCAGGACUCAGGAUACCUUCAAGUUGGAGGAGUUGGAGAUGGAGAAUGCCCAGCUUAAGAAAGAUCUCGGCACUUUGAGGAAAGCUGUCGUUGAUGGUGAUGUCAAUUCAGCCCAGAAGGAACUCACCAGCCAGUUUGACGCGCUACAAGAAGAGCUAGAGCGUCGCAGGGAAGAAUGCAUUCAGCUACACAGUGUCCUUGCUGAUAAUACCAAGAGGAUGAAGAGUCUCGGGUCUAAUUAUGGAAGGGAUGUUGAUAUUAUCAAUGAGGAUGGAGAACUGGCACUUGCUUUUGAAGCUCAGAAGAAAAUUAAUCGGCAAUUGGAGGAUGAACUUCAGACUAAAGAAAAGGGCUGGAGAGAACAACGAAAUGAGUGGAGGAAUGAAAUUGAUCGGUUGCAAGAAGAAAUGCAGAAACUACAGAAAUUGCUGAGUGUUAAUUUGAGCAACACUCCUAAAACUCAAACUGAAGCUUUUAUGCAACAUGAAAUUGUUAAAAUUACGUCGGAAUAUUUGGAUUUGCAAGAAAAAUACGACAAAGUAGCUGAAGAGUGCCAGAAGCUCAAAAAGCGAUGUAGGAUAUUCGCAAAACGCCUCCGUGAUGCUGGAUGCGAGGAUAGUGAACCGAAACAAUUACCAGAACCACCGAAACCUCGCGCUUUUAUGAUUACCGCUCCGGUACCAGAUACAGUAGAUCCGGCGCCUAAUCAAUCAGUGAUAACAAGUCAGCAAUCAAAUGGGACAGUAAUGCCAGCAAUUAGGAAGAAAGAACGAGAUUACGAGGGGAUGUUUGAGUUCCGAAAGGAAGAUAUUACUUCUAUCAUUCGUAAUCUUGUCAUAGAAUUAAAACCAAAAGUAGCAGUAACUUUAUUACCUGGAUUACCAGCUUACAUAUUAUUUAUGUGCAUCCGUCAUACCGACUGCAUAAAUGACGACGAUAAAGUAACAUCACUGCUAACGGGUUACCUGAACGCGGUGAAACGAGUGAUUAAAAAACGUGAUGACUUUGAUUCAACAGUCCUCUGGCUGUCGAACACUCUGAGAAUCCUGCACAACUUGAAGCAGUACUCCGGGGACAAGCCUUUCCAAAUGGAAAACACGGCCCGACAGAACGAGCAGUGUCUCAGAAACUUUGACCUCAGUGAGUACAGAUCAGUCCUGAGCAACGUCGGAGUCUGGAUAUUUGGCCACGUGAUGACCAUUUUGAAAGAACGGAUUCAAGCGCUGACAGUUCCAGCUCUGUUGGAGCACGAAGCGAUAACAGGGCUCAACUCCAACAAGUCGGGUCGGCCACGGUCUUCUUCAGUUGGCGAGGAGCCAGAAUCAACGCAGCAGAAAUUAAAUAAAUUGCUGGACGAAUUGGGUUUGAUUCACAAAACUAUGCAGUACCACGGCGUAGAUAAAGAUGUUAUUGUUCAAAUAUUCAAGCAGUUGUUUUACUUUAUGUGUGCUAGCGCGUUGAAUAAUUUACUGCUGAGGAACGAGUUGUGCCACUGGACCAAGGGGAUGCAAAUUAGGUACAAUCUCAGUCACAUUGAACAGUGGGCUCGCGAUGAGCAGCUAGUCCCGGCGAUUGAAUCUUUGCAGCCGAUCAUCCAAGCUGCGCAGCUGCUCCAAGCUCGCAAGACUGAUGAAGAUGUCAAUGCAGUGUGUGAAAUGUGCAAUAAAUUAACAUCUAAUCAGAUUAUCAAAAUUUUACAUCUUUACACUCCAGCUGACGAGUAUGAGACCAGAGUUCCAGUUACUUUUAUUCAAAAUGUACAAGAAAAAUUGAAACAGAGACAAGAAAACAACGAACAGGUAUUUUUUUAUUUUAUUUACUAUGCUUGAUUAUAAUACUAAGUUAGCCGACGAUUUUAAUUUU